This is a messenger RNA of Galeopterus variegatus (Sunda flying lemur), 1896 nucleotides long. It is a transcript of the gene UAP1L1, whose product is annotated as UDP-N-acteylglucosamine pyrophosphorylase 1-like 1. Lineage: Eukaryota; Metazoa; Chordata; Mammalia; Dermoptera; Cynocephalidae. Gene Ontology annotation, molecular function: UDP-N-acetylglucosamine diphosphorylase activity. Bases 58 to 1203 code for a protein of 381 amino acids. The record is from RefSeq and is a predicted model, not a curated record. The transcript has 8 exons. Gene Ontology annotation, biological process: UDP-N-acetylglucosamine biosynthetic process.
GUCCUGCUGCUGGCCGGCGGGCAAGGCACUCGCCUGGGCGUGACCUACCCCAAGGGCAUGUAUCGUGUGGGGCUGCCCAGCCGGAAGACCCUGUACCAGCUGCAGGCGGAGCGGAUUCGGCGGGUGGAGCAACUGGCCAGCGAGCGCCACGGGACCAGCUGCACCGUGCCCUGGUACAUCAUGACCAGCGAGUUCACCCUGGGGCCCACAGCCGCCUUCUUCAAGGAGCACGACUUCUUCCACCUAGACCCCGCCAACGUGGUCAUGUUUGAGCAGCGCAUGCUGCCUGCGGUGACCUUCGAUGGCAGGGCCAUCCUGGAGCGGAAAGACAAAGUUGCCAUGGCCCCAGAUGGCAACGGGGGCCUGUACUGCGCAUUGGCGGACCACCAGAUCCUGGAGGACAUGGAGCACCGUGGAGUGGAGUUUGUGCACGUGUAUUGCGUGGAUAAUAUCUUGGUGCGGCUGGCCGACCCCGUCUUCAUAGGCUUCUGUGUGCUGCAGGGUGCUGACUGUGGCGCCAAGGUGGUAGAAAAGGCAUACCCAGAGGAGCCCGUGGGCGUGGUGUGCCAGGUGGACGGUGUGCCCCAGGUGGUGGAGUACAGCGAGAUAAGCCCUGAGACAGCGGGGCUGCGCGCCCCCGACGGGGGCCUUCUCUACUGCACUGCCAACAUCUGCAACCACUUCUUCACCAGAGGCUUCCUCCAGAGGGUGACCAGGGAGUUUGAGCCCUUGCUGGAGCCACAUGUGGCUGUGAAGAAGGUCCCGUACGUGGAUGAGGAGGGAAAUCUGGUAAAGCCGCUAAAGCCGAAUGGGAUUAAGAUGGAGAAGUUUGUGUUUGACGCGCUCCGGUUUGCUGAGAACUUUGUUGCUUUUGAAGUGCUACGGGAGGAGGAGUUCUCCCCGCUAAAGAACGCCAGUUCGGCUGACAGGGACAACCCCUCCACCGCGCGGCGGGCGCUGCUGGCUCAGCACUACCAGUGGGCUCUGCAGGCUGGGGCCCGCUUCCUGGAUGCAGAUGGGGCCCAGCUUCCCGAGCUGCCCUGCUUGCCCCAAAAUGGAGAUCCUCCGGCCAUCUGUGAGAUAUCACCCUUGGUAUCUUACUCUGGAGAGGGCUUGGAAGUGCACCUGCAAGGCCAGGUGUUCCCAUCCCCGCUUAUCCUGGAUGAGGACCAGGCCAGGGUGCUGCGGCCACAGAAGUCCUGACUCGCUCCCAGACCUGCCACCCUAGGGUCCUCUGCUUAGGAAAGCAGGGUGCUGUGCAUUCCCAGCCUGUGGAACACAGAGGGAAAUGCUCAGGUUUACUCCACGAGGGCGGGACCUCUCCUGUCACCCACGGACACAAGAGACCGUUGGCCUGCUGCGGGAUCCAGCUGGGAGGCAGAGGGACUUGGGAACUCAGAGAAUGAGGCUGAGAGGAGGCUUUGGGGUGGGGCCUGAGGGACGGGCGUCGUCUGGGAAGAGCAGCCGAGGGGACUUCCCUGUGGAAGCUAGCGCUGGCCAACAGACGUCCACUGUAUUCUCAGCUGAGGAUGAGCAGGCGCCACUGCCACAGCCAAGACACCGUUCUGCAGACCACAGAGGAGGAAACGGAACGAGGUGAACAGGUCUCAUUCCUUCACAGGGGGCAUGUUCGAAGGUCCUGGUUGGCAGCCGAACCAGUAACUGGGGGGUCACAGCUAAUCCCUCCACCCAUCCUGCAUGCCCAGCCAAGGCCAACAGCAGGGACCCACAGUCCACGAUAAAGGUUGGCUCCGUGAGCAGCUGGGCGCAUGCCAGAGACGCCUGCCGCCUUCUCUGUCUCUCCCCAAGGCCUCGGCCUCUCAGCCACACCUGUGGUGGGUUUCCAUUGCUGAGUUGUACGCGCUUCCCCCAAGAACCAGGGGACCCGUACCAGUG